Toxorhynchites rutilus septentrionalis is the source of this 1383-nucleotide messenger RNA. RefSeq lists its product as uncharacterized. The record is from RefSeq and is a predicted model, not a curated record. NCBI's taxonomy places the organism in Eukaryota, Metazoa, Arthropoda, Insecta, Diptera, Culicidae. The coding region runs from base 1 to 1383 and encodes 460 amino acids. The transcript is spliced from 2 exons.
AUGGCGAGCAACGACGACGGACAGAAUAGUGUUGACCCCACGGGUGUGAUAAACAAUCAACGGCAACAAAACCAGCCGAUUAUCCCCGUGCCGGCGGUCCACUAUCAGCAGCAGUUUAUUCCCGUCUCUGCCGCCCAGCAACAGCAGUACGCGCCCUUCCCGCCCCACCAACCGCAAGCACAGGUCGGUAGCGAUGUGUUCGUGCAAAUUUUGCAAAUGAUGCAGCAGCAGCACCGAGAGAUGAUGACCCAGCUGAUUCAACAGCAGCAGCAAAGUGAUGAGAAGCAUGAACGCUUUCUCCGUACGAUCGCAUCGUCAAUCAACGUGCAGGUACCACCGAAUCCGGAACAGAUUCUUGACUCUUUGGCCGGCAACAUCAAGGAAUUCCGGUUCGAGGCCGACUCCAACGUGACGUUUGCGGCUUGGUACUCGAGAUACGACGAUCUCUUCGAGAAGGAUGCUGCUAGAUUGGACGGUGAAGCAAAAGUUCGUCUUCUUUUGCGAAAGCUGGGUGCAUCGGAGCACGAACGGUAUGUGAGUUACAUUCUGCCUAAACUUCCGAAAAAUUUUAGCUUCCUGGAAACAGUGGCCAAGCUCAAGAGCCUGUUCGGAGCAAAAGAAUCGGUGAUCAGCCGUCGCUACCGAUGCCUGCAGAUAGCGAAAAAUCCUGCAGAGGACCAUGUGGCAUUCGCUUGCCGCGUAAACAAGGCUUGCGUGGAGUUUGAGCUGGGUAAGCUCUCGGAGGAGCAAUUCAAGUGCUUGGUCUACGUGUGUGGUUUAAAAUCGGAGAACGACGUCGAGAUUCGCACCCGCCUCCUCACGAAAAUAGAAGAGAGAAAUGACGUGACAUUGGAGCAGCUUUCGGAGGAGUGUCAGCGACUGUACAACCUGAAGCACGACAGCGCCAUGAUCGAAUCUCCGUCCACGUAUGACCAAGUACAAGCGAUAAGAAAAUUUGGUGGGAAGCGGUACGAAAAGCAUGACCGUGAGUCACCGAAACAUCCUUCCAGUGACACCGACAGGAAACCAAAUUCGCCAUGUUGGUUUUGCGGUGGAUUCCACUACGUUCGGGACUGUAGAUACAAGAGCCACAAGUGUUCCGAAUGUGGCCAGUUCGGGCAUCGUGAGGGGUACUGUGCCAGUGCCAAACCCCGAAAAACUGGAAGGAGGCGCAGGAAGCAACCAGUGUCCGCCAAGGUGGUGGUCGUCGAUGUGUGCAGUGUGCAGCAACGACGCAGAUAUGUCUCCGGAGAUUUGGCGGAGCAUUGGCAGUCCUGCGUUAUCGUCAGCAACGGUGAAGGCGAAGACGGCAUCUGGCAGCAUACUAUCGCUCGAUGGGGAGUUCGAGUGCGACGUCACCAUCGGAAGCAGUACACGACGUGA